Molecule: messenger RNA, 607 nt
Organism: Molossus molossus (Pallas's mastiff bat)
Lineage: Eukaryota; Metazoa; Chordata; Mammalia; Chiroptera; Molossidae
Gene: RNASEK
Product: ribonuclease K
Exons: 3
Coding region: 137-433 (98 amino acids)
Molecular function (GO): RNA endonuclease activity
Source: RefSeq, a predicted model, not a curated record
GCCGACCUCCAGUUCCUCCAUCCUUCGCGGCGCGAGCUCCGGACUCAGCUCUCUUUUACCUCUCCAGCCCAUCGGGGAUUCCUGUCACCGCCUUUCCACUCCGCCCAGAUCCAGGCGAUCCCCGACUCCCAUCUUCAUGGCGUCGCUUCUGUGCUGUGGGCCUAAGCUGGCUGCCUGCGGCAUCGUCCUCAGCGCCUGGGGAGUGAUCAUGUUGAUAAUGCUCGGAAUCUUUUUUAACGUCCAUUCUGCUGUGCUAAUUGAAGACGUUCCCUUCACAGAGAAAGAUUUUGAGAAUGGCCCCGAGAACAUAUACAACCUUUACGAGCAAGUCAGCUACAACUGUUUCAUCGCUGCGGGCCUUUACCUCCUCCUCGGAGGCUUCUCUUUCUGCCAAGUUCGGCUCAAUAAGCGAAAGGAAUAUAUGGUGCGCUAGAACACGGUCUCGUUUACUCUCUUCGUACCCCUCUUCUAUUUAAAGACUUUCCCCACCCCGUCCUGACGCCCAUUCUGGGGCCCAGCCCCAGUGGAGGGAAGCUAAGACUGUCACCUGUCCCUCCAGCCCCCUCGCCUUUUCCCCUACCACAAUAAAGAGAAACUGCCCUCUUAA